Fusarium pseudograminearum CS3096 is the source of this 3456-nucleotide messenger RNA. RefSeq lists its product as uncharacterized. Gene Ontology annotation, biological process: amino acid transmembrane transport. The transcript has 9 exons. Gene Ontology annotation, molecular function: amino acid transmembrane transporter activity; oxidoreductase activity, acting on paired donors, with incorporation or reduction of molecular oxygen; iron ion binding. The coding region runs from base 1 to 3456 and encodes 1151 amino acids. The record is from RefSeq and is a predicted model, not a curated record. NCBI's taxonomy places the organism in Eukaryota, Fungi, Ascomycota, Sordariomycetes, Hypocreales, Nectriaceae. Gene Ontology annotation, cellular component: membrane.
AUGAAAGAACGCGACAUCCAAAAUAUGAACGGCACGCAAAUAGAGCUGGAUUCUUUGCCAACAACUGACAGUAUAAAACACGAACCUCCGAUACUCUACGGAGCAGGAAAUUGGAUCAAUGGCUUCAGACGCGCCGAGCCAAGACCUGGAUAUCUACCUACCGAUGCUCCCGAGAGGUUCUACGAUUUGAGAGCGGCCAAUGCAAAGACGGCAAAUACGGCGCUGGCGAGGGAGUUGAAAGGAAGGCAUUUGCAGAUGAUUGCAUUUGGAGGUUCUAUUGGAACUGGUUUAUUCGUCGCGUCGGGCGGCUCAUUAUACAGAGGUGGUCCAGCCAGCCUUCUACUAUCAUAUAUCCUCAUCGGAGGCAUGCAGUAUUGCACGAUGCAAUCUUUAGGCGAGCUAUGUGUAGCCUUUCCAAUAGCUGGCUCCUUCUCAGCAUUUUCAACGCGAUUCCUGGAUCCAUCAUGGGGGUUUGCCAUGGGUUGGAAUUAUUGCUUACAAUGGUUGUUCGUAUUGCCUUUGGAGAUAAUCGCCGGUGCUUUUACUAUAGGGUACUGGGAUGAAACCAUUGACAGAUCCGUCUUUGUUUCUGUUUUUCUACUCACCAUAGUCGCUAUCAACCUAUUCGGCGUCAAGACGUACGGAGAAGCUGAGUUUAUCUUUUCCAUUAUCAAGAUCACCGCCAUCGUUGGCUUCAUACUCUUGGCUAUUGUGAUCAACAUAGCUGGCGAGCCAGAGGGCCAUUACAUAGGUGGAACGUAUUGGCGGAACCCAGGUGCGUUCAAGAACGGGUUCAAGGGCUUUUGCAGCGUCUUGGUGACGUCUGCCUUUUCAUUUACCGGGACAGAGUUGAUCGGUCUGGCCGCCGCCGAGACAGCUAAUCCUCGAAAGUCACUGCCCACAGCAAUCAAGCAGGUCUUUUGGCGCAUCAUGAUUUUCUAUUUAGUGGCCCUCUUGCUCGUCGGACUAUUGGUGCCAUCUGAUGAUAGGCGUCUUGUCGGCGGUGAUAACGUCGCAGAUGCUACAGCGAGCCCCUUUGUUAUUGCGAUAGAGAAGGCCGGUACUUCUCUCCUCCCUGGAAUAAUGAAUGCCAUCAUCUUGAUAGCUGUUAUCAGUGUCGGCAACUCGGCUGUCUUUGGGUCGUCGAGGACAUUAGCUGCCUUGGCCGAGCAGUCUCACGCACCUCAUAUCUUUGCCUACGUGGAUCGACAAGGUCGCCCACUCAUGGCCAUCCUCUUUGCAUCUUGUAUAGGCCUUCUAGCAUUCCUUGCAGAUGUGAAUUCUCACGAUGCCAUUUUCAACUGGCUCCUCUCCAUCAGCGCUCUGAGCACUUUGUUCACCUGGGGUAGUAUCUGUCUUUGUUACAUCCGAUUUCGCGCUGCCUGGAGCCACAACGCACACACGCUCGACCAGCUGCCGUUCAAGUCAAACGUCGGCGUCACAGGAGCAUGGGUUGCCUUGAUAGGUUAUAUCCUCGUGCUCCUAUCGCAGAUCUGGAUAGCUGCGUCGCCGGUGUAUGCACCCGACAUUGUUGAUGGAGCCUCGGGUGUUGCACAGAACUUCUUCUUGAAGGUUCUGGCAAUCCCGAUCAUCUUGCUAUUCUAUAUCUGCCACAAGAUGUGGUAUCGCACGCAGGUUGUGCGACUCGAGGAGAUGGAUGUUGAAACGGGACGACGGUACUUUCGCGUGCACAUCAUGGCAGAGCAAGAGCGGGAAGAACGGCUAGGCUGGCCCAAAUGGAAGAGAGUAAGCGGCGACCUGAAAGUGAUUAUCCCUGCAUGCAACUACUGGGUUGGGCCAGUCAGCAUUAGUAAUGGAGGGGUAUCACAAGAGCAAGACACUCACGUAUGCGAGAAAUAUUUUAUUCCCUUUUUCCUACAGGCUUUUGCUGUUCAAUACAUGGGUGAUGUGCGCAUGAAAUCAAUGGAAGCCUCAUACGCAACGAUUCUCUGGGGUGCAGCGUUGGCUGUCUUGGGCCUCAUCUCCCACCGCAUCAUUGCAAUUGCCCUUCGCCCGCACUCUUCUCAGUUCAAAGGCCUCCCGGGGCCAAAGGACCAUCAACCUUUCGUUGGACAUGCUUUGCGCAUUCUUCGCGGCGGAGGACCUAACGAUGUGUAUCUGCAAUGGACGCGACAGUGGCCCGGCGCACCUUUCAUAAGGUGUCUUUCAUGGCUCAACGAGGAGAUCUUGCUGGUGAAUAGUCUGGAAGCUUGUCGCGAGGUGCUGCAAACCAAUGCAUAUUUCUUUGCCAAACCCGGUUUCUUUCACACCCUCGUAGGAGAGUUUCUCGGCCUUGGGCUUCUGUUCAGUGUGGGGGAACAGCACAAGAGGCUGAGGAGAAUCACCGCAGGGCCCUUGUCACGACCGAGUAUAAGAAAGCUGUUUCCGACCUUUGUGACCUACUCCCAAAAGCUAAACCGCGAGAUCGGAGAAGCUUUAGAAGGAAGUAAGAGUGGAAUAGUUGAGAUUGAAGACCUUAUCACCCGUGCCACGCUCGACAUCAUUGGUGUCUCACUACUCGGCAGAGAACUACGUGAUUUCCGCUCGGAAUCAUCUCCACUAUCUUUCGAACAAUGCUACAACGCCAUUCUCGCUCAGCCACUUGCCGGUCAGAUCAUAAGCUUCAUCAACCCGUUUAUCCCACUCCGAUGGUUGCCUGUAUCUGCCAAUUUGGACUUCAUCCGCGCCAAAUCUGCUUUGAAGACAAUGAUGGAGGGCCUCAUUGAACAGCGCACAGCUGAAGUAGGGGCUACGAAGCUACUGAAGGAAGAUGAUAAACUCUCGGAUGACCUGUUGACCAGGAUGAUUGAAGCGAGUGCUGGAGAAAGUCAAAAGCUUUCAAAAGAAGAGUUGAUCGAUAUUACCAUGCAGGUCAUCGCUGCCGGACAUGAGACGACUGCUAGUGCUCUAAUCUGGACAGCAUAUUCACUUGCCAAGGACCCUGCUUCACAGCAACGCUUACGAGCAGAGAUCCAUUCACUGGGUACAGAAAUGUCCGCCAAAGGAAUUGAUGAGCUUCCCUUUCUUGACAAUGUCAUCCGCGAAGCCAUGCGUGUCCACUCACCAACUCUGGCCAUACCAUGGGAAGCGCAAAAGGAUAUGGCUAUUGCUGGAACACAUAUUCCUAAAGGAACAACAGUACAAAUUGUACCAGCCAUGAUCCAGCUCAACCCGGAAAUCUGGGGCAGUGACGCCGAUGUCUUCAGGCCGGAGCGAUGGGAAGAUAUGGAUAGCAACGCAUCCAGUCCUUACGCCAUGGAGACGUUUUCGAAUGGUCCACGGAUUUGUCCUGGUAAAGCACUGGCUCUGUUGAAUAUGAAGGUAUUGCUGGUGGGAUUGAUCAGAGACUUCGAAAUGGAGAUAGCGGACGAUGGAAAAGAGGUGGAGUUGAGGAAUCCAAGUUUGACGUUGAAGGCGAAGACGCCCAUUCAGUUUAAGAUAAGGAGGCUCAGCUAG